GUGCCCCCGGCCCCUCCAUGCUCCCCUUGCCAGGGUAUAAAAGGUGGGCAGUGGGCUGAGGGGGCAGCACGAGCCAGCCAACUCCUCACGGCACAGCUGUACCCAAGCAGACACUCUCGAACCCCAUCGCCAUGUCUCAGACCGCCAAGACCGCCACCAACCAGGGUGCCGACGCCAAGGACAAGGGCACCCCCGCCCCCGCCGCCACCAGCAAGGCCACCAAGACCGGAGACCCCUUCAUGGGAAACUACAGAAUCAUGCUGUUCGACCAGGAGAACUUCCAGGGCAGGAUGAUGGAGGUCCAGAAUGAGUGCAUGAACGUGUGUGACCGUGGUAUGGACAGAGUCCGCAGUAUCAUUGUGGAGUGCGGCCCCUUCGUUUGCUUUGAGCAGACUAAUUUCCGUGGGGAGAUGUUCAUCCUGGAGAAGGGAGAGUAUCCUCGCUGGGAUACCUGGUCCAACAGCUACCGUAGCGACUGCCUCAUGUCCCUCAGGCCCAUCCGCAUGGACCCCAUGGAGCACAAGAUCUGCCUUUAUGAGCUCUGCGACUUCCAGGGCAACAAGAUGGAGAUCCAGGAGGACGACGUGCCCACCCUGUGGGCGCACGGUUUCUGCGACAGAGUGGGCAGCGUGAGGGUGCCCGGCGGAGCUUGGGUGGGAUACCAGUACCCCGGAUACAGAGGAUAUCAGUACCUGUUUGAGUGCGGGGAUUACAGACACUACAACGAGUUUUGCGCCUUCCAGCCUCAGAUCCAGUCCAUGCGCCGCGUCCGCGACAUGCAGUUCCACCAGCACGGCUGCUUCAACCUCACCGCCGCCAAGCAGUGAAGACCUCCCCCGGCCCGCGGCUCCGACCAAGCCUGGCGCUUUUUACCCCCCCCCCAUCCCCCCCCCCUCCGACCCCCCCUCCCUCACUAUAGAGUAAUAUAAACUGUACCGGACAUCUCACUCUCUUUUUAUGAUGCCAAUAAUAAACAUGUUUUGGAAAAUUGA
This is a messenger RNA of Astyanax mexicanus (Mexican tetra), 992 nucleotides long. RefSeq names its product crystallin, beta B1 (gene crybb1). Gene Ontology annotation, molecular function: structural constituent of eye lens. The record is from RefSeq and is a predicted model, not a curated record. Lineage: Eukaryota; Metazoa; Chordata; Actinopteri; Characiformes; Acestrorhamphidae. The transcript has 6 exons. Gene Ontology annotation, biological process: visual perception; lens development in camera-type eye. The coding region runs from base 132 to 827 and encodes 231 amino acids.